AUGUUCAAUACUCAUAUUCAACAAUUGAAAUUAAUUGAUUUUGGUUUCGCUGCUAAAUAUGAGAUGAAUGAAAUGAUAAAACUAUUACCAAUAAAUGGUACAAUAACAUUUGCUGGACAUCAAUUUCUAAAUUUUAUUUCGUCUUUAUCAUUUGAUUCAUUAAAAUCUCAAUGCUAUGCUUAUGAACGAACAUUUGAUUUAAAAUGUGGACUCAAUAUUAUAAUGUAUAUAAAUGAUAAUAUUGUUCAAGUGAAAAUGAAAUCAAUUCAAAAAGUAGAAUAUUUUCAAGAAAAAACGUCACAAACAUUAAAAUUAUGGAAAAAUCUUGAACAAAAUAAUAAAAAUUAUUCAAAUAUAUUAAACUUAAUAGAUAAUUUAACUCAAUCAUCAACAUUUGACAUUAUUAAAAAUGAAUUAGAAAAGUUUAUAUAUUGA
This is a messenger RNA of Rotaria sp. Silwood2, 435 nucleotides long. NCBI's taxonomy places the organism in Eukaryota, Metazoa, Rotifera, Eurotatoria, Philodinida, Philodinidae. The record is from the annotation of a GenBank genome assembly.